AGCUCUUCCGGUGCGGUGGUCGCUCUCGCGGUGCGUGUUGACGCAGCGGGUGCGUCAGGAGGAGAUGCUGUAGAGCAUCAUCGGAGCCGAGCCGCUCCAGUCCGUCCGAGUCCGGUUAACGGGACCCGCUCAUGCUCUGCCCGCCCCGCAGCACGCCAGCCCCGGAUCCAAGAAGCGGAGAGCAGCGGGGAAGAGCCCGGAGGAUGCUCUGGGGUUUCUCAGCAGGCCUGUGAAGAUGAGUGUGACAUCAUGGUUCCUGGUAAGCAGUUCGGGGACUCGACACCGCCUCCCCCGAGAGAUGAUCUUUGUGGGCCGAGAGGACUGCGAGCUGAUGCUUCAGUCUCGCAGUGUGGACAAACAGCACGCUGUCAUCAACUACAACCCGACCACAGAUGAACACCUGGUGAAGGACCUGGGCAGCCUCAAUGGGACGUUUGUAAAUGACCUGCGGAUUCCUGAUCAGACCUACAUUACCCUCAAACUGUCUGACAUCAUCCGCUUUGGAUACGAUUCUCACGUCUACGUUCUGGAGAAAAGUCAACACAAAGUCCCAGAGGAGGCCCUAAAGCAUGAGAAGUACAGCAGUCAGCUGCAGAUGAGCCUAAAGCCUUCAGAGAUGAAGAAGAGCGACGUGGACGAGCGGACGAGAGGCGAGAAAAUGCAGAGUACCAAGAGCCUCGCACAGGAGGCGCCGGUGUGUCGGCCCACUCCUUUGUAUGGCCAGCCUUCCUGGUGGGGAGAGGAGGAUUAUGGGAGUAAAGUCCAAACCAGCGAUGAGCCACAUUCAGAUGUUCAGAAAGACGCUCCAUCUGCAGAUCCAGAAUUUUCUGCAUCGCUGUCAGACUGUCAGCCAAAGACCGCCUUCCCUUCGUACCAUCGUGAGCCGAGCUACUUUGAGAUCCCCACCAAGGACUUCCAGCACCCUAAAUCCUCAGGGGCGGAGCUCCAUGAGAUCCCCACCAAGGACACUGACACGCCCCCGGCCCCACCCUCACCUCCCACUCCAACUCCGCCUGUCGUUCAGAGCCACGCCUCCUUUACCAUUGAGUUUGAUGAUUGCAUGCCUGGGAAGAUCAAGAUUAAAGACCACAUCACCAAGUUCUCCACUCGCCAGAGGAAGCCGCAGGCUACACCCACCAAGACAGCCAUCAUGGCCACACCUGCAGAGGUGAUGUCAGCAGAGAGCAAGGUGGCUGACUGGCUGGUCCACAGUGAUGUAAGCAUGAUGAAGAGACGCCCGCCGUCUGAAGACGUUUACAGCACCAAGAGUGACCUCGCCAUGAACAUCAAGACCCUGAAAGGUCACCACCAUGAGGAUGGGACCCAGAGUGACUCAGAGGACCCAGUUCUCAAAGGAAGGAGUAAAUCCCACCACUCGGUCCGCACUGAGCACUCUGUGCAAUCAGAGCUGUCCCAGGCGUCGCAGCAGGCCAUCCAAUCAGGCCAGUCCAUCCAUAGUCAGCUACACCAACCACUGCAGUAUUCUCCACCCAGACAGGCCUCUGCCUCACCCGUGGCCCCUGAGAGGCCCCUGUCCCAGAGCCCUCCUAAAACUCUGUCACCCACCGAAUUUCCCAAACAGGGGCCCCCUGAGCACCUCACUCAGCAAGCUUUCAUCAUUGAGUUCUUUGAUGACAACCCACGCAAGAAGCGCUCUCAGUCCUUCACCCAUAACCCCGCCCAUGCUGACUCAUACUCCACACUCAGAGCCAAGUUGGAGCGGCGGAAAGGUGGCGAGAGGCCAGCAUCCGUGCACGGCCACAUCCCUCCCACCCAGCAGGUGACGGUUCCUCUGAAGGGCCAGAGCCAUGGCGGCCCUCAGAGGUCAAGCUCUCUGAAGAGAGAAAAGACUGAGGGGGAGGUGGCUUCAUCAGCUUCCUCGUCUCGCUCCUCAUCGGGCAUCAUCAUCCGACCUUUCGGCAGCGUUGGGAAGAAGUCAAAGCUCGCCCAGGAGUUUGCUGCUGAAUUUCUGAAGGAUUCAGGUCGUAAUGACUCCUCCCCAACCAGGGAUAAGACAUCUCCUCCACCAAUGUCUGCACCUCCUGUGAUGGUGUCGCCUCAUCAUACAAGGAUCCCCUCCACACAAGAACCUCCAGCUCCAUCUUCUGUCUCCUACCCUGCCUCCCCAUUACAGCCUCCAGCAAUCUCAAAGACCCCAGUCCCACUCAACAUUCCAGGCCCAGCUGCCGCUCCAGUCCAUCCGUCUGGACCUCCCUUCUCCCCCAUGCUGCCCAUGGCCGUCCGUGGAGGAGAUGUCAAAGGUACCCAGAGGUUGGCCAGGAACGAGGAAGAUGACAGCUUGAGCGAUGCUGGGACCUACACCAUCGAGACGGAGUCGCAGGACAAAGAGGUGGAAGAGGCUCGUAACAUGAUCGAUCAGGUGUUUGGUGUCCUCGAUUCUCCAGAGUACAGUGGUGUGAACACAGGUGUGUAUAGACCUGUCAUAAACGAUGGAAAGGAUGAGCACGCUAACCUGCCUAGUGAUGGUAGCACUGUGGACUCAUUGCAUGGCUUUAUCCCAUCUUCUAUCAGCGGCCCUUCAACAGGCCCCAUACAGGUUCCAGCUGCUCAUGCUGCAGGUCUGGAAGGCCCUAAGUGGGUUUCACGUUGGGCCAGUCUAGCAGACAGCUACGCCGAACCUGGUUCCACUGCACCUCAAGGAGAAUGUCUAGAAGAUUCACGUCUCAUGAGCCCUUCGUUGGGAAACUACAGCUACGACAACUCUGAGUCAGAGUCCAGCCACAGCUCCAGGACAAGAAGGCUGCUGCCCCAAGUGCCUCCAGAAAAGCUAGACGGUGUCACCCCAAGCAUCAUGAUUCGCCAUGAAUCUUACCAAAGCCAGGAACCUCUGGACAGAGCCUCUGGUCCCUCCCACUCAGUUGACUCCACCCAGCGCCUGUCCGUUCAGGAUGAUGUGGACCCAGACAGCCUGAGUGAUGCCAGUCGCUCAGAUGAUGGACCUGUUCAAGAGAAGAUGAGGACGAAUCAGGUCAAGACUGCAUUUGUAUCUCCAGGGAUCACUGGUCCUCAGCUUAGAGGUCCGGAGAAAGUGUCUCCAUCCUCCAAAUCCACCUGCUUCUACAUUGGUUCGGAAGACCAUUCCAGCAAACCUGAGCAAGCCCGGAGCCCAGUACAGUCUGAGAAGACAAGAGACCCCCCAGCAAAAACUCCCCCUACCACUGUCCUGAUCCGACAUCUGAGUGGACACGAACCCAAGAGGACAGGAGUCAAACCCAACAGCUCUGCUCCAAACCUCCAAACACAGGACAAAGAUUCAGUUCCAACCAAAGACAGUUGCACAUCAUCCUUCAUCCGUCAGGAGAGUUUCACCAAAGACCAGCCCAGUGACACUGUCCAGAUGAAGAAGCUUCCCCACAUCUCCAGCCACCCGUCCAUCAGAGAUAUGGAGCAGAGGCGGGAGAACAUCCAGGACGCACAGUCCUUCCUUCAGGAAGGAACUCUAUCCUCUCUGGAUACCAAGUUCCCCUCCUCUGGUUCAGGUCGCAGCUCAAAGAAGGAGGGUUCGUCCAGCCACAUGGACGACUCCCUGUCUGGUGAGUCAGAUGUGGACACGGCUAGCACGGUGAGUCAAGUGAGUAGCAAAAACACUCCAGUCAGCUCAACUUCUAAAAAGCGUCCUCCCAUCAGCAGCCUUCAAAAGGAGAGGUCCUCCUCUAGUCCAUCCAUUCAAGAGAAGGGACAGCAGCUCAGCGCCCGUGAGCGACUUUCUGAGAAACGCCGAAACCAGAUCACUGCCAAUGCAGCAAAUAAGGCAGAGGCAGCGAAGCGCUUCCAGAUGCGCCGCAGUGCUGGGAAUCGUGGCUCUCUGGAUCUGUCUGAGGGCCAGCAGGGGUCUGGUCUGCAGUGGACCGAAACCCCAUCAUCUGAUCACGAAACGUCCCGUCCAUCCAGCCGCAGCAAAAAAAUCAUUGCCCCUCUUCAGAAAGAAGACAACGGGAAGACGCCCAGGACAGUGACACAGCAGGUUCUGACACGUUCCAACAGCCUGUCGGCACCACGGCCGACCCGAGCCUCAAUGCUGCGGCGGGCACGUCUGGGUGAAGCCUCAGAUAACGAAGGUGCCGAGACUGACCGAGGCUCUCAGAAUUCUGACCAUAUCACUGCGCCGCCCAAAGUGUCCACCGAGGGGAAGAAGUUGUCCAGGCUGGACAUCUUAGCGAUGCCCAGGAAGAGAACCGGCUCCUUCACCACCCCCAGCGAUACCGAGGCAUCCUCCACAGGACGGCCCACUUUCUCCAACCGGAACACAGAGGCUGUUGUCAGCACCAGGAAGACAUUGGUGGGUGACAACCGGCAGGCAGCUAGCAGAGGAGGCGGAGCUCCAGCGAAGCAACCUCUGACACGUACCCGCUCGAGCGGAGCCAAGUAUGCCGGCAGCGGUUCCCGUCGCAGACAGAAGGGCUCGGACUUCUCCUCUUCCUCUGACGAAGAAUAUGAGACGAGUGGUGGUAUCUCCAGAGCCAAACGCUCCUCCCAUCCUUCCACCUCUGACCAGACACCACGCAGCCACCGGACGCCCGCCACCAGGACCAAGUCCGUCUCCCUGGAAACGGAGGAGGAUGAGGAUCAGAACGACGUUGACCCGUACCAGAACUGGUCCACGCACAGUGCUGAGAUCGCCAAGCUCAGUCAGGACCUGGCUAAAGACCUGGCCAUCCUGGCGAAGGAAAUCCACGACGUCGCUGGGGAUGGGGACUCGCCGAGCUCUGGCAUGGGCACCACCACGUCUCCCAGCUCACUGCCCAACACGCCGGCCUCCACCAUCUCCGCCAGGGAGGAGCUGGUCCAGCGUAUCCCUGAGGCCAGUUUAAACUACCAGAAGGUUCCUCCAGGUUCUGCUGCUGUCUCGGACCUGGACGCAAAUAUGAAUGAGCCAGAGACCGGUUCUAAGCAACGGCGUCCGUGGAACCGCGAAGAGGUGAUUCUGGACAAUCUGAUGCUGAAUCCAGUGUCUCAGCUGUCUCAGGCCAUCCGGGAGAACACAGAGCAGCUGGCCGAGAAAAUGAAGGUUUUGUUCCAGAACAAGGCAGAGGUCUGGGAGGAGAUUGAGGCAAAGAUCAAUACUGAAAAUGAAGUCCCCAUCCUGAAGACCUCCAACAAGGAAAUUACCUCCAUUUUGAAAGAGCUGAGGAGAGUUCAGAGGCAGCUUGAAGUUAUAAACACGAUUGUGGAGCCUGGUGGCGGUCUUCAGGCAGCAGCCAGCGCAGCAUCCCUCAGUCAAACUCGACUGUCCUCAAGGGAGAAGAAACCCAGCACCAAACCUCGCGGAGCCCCCAACACCAACGAAAGCACCAAACGACCGCCUCAUGGACCCGAUGGGGCCCACAACAUGGCCUGAUCAGGCCUCUGUAGCACCUCUGAAGAGUAACUGUGCAUCCACCAGUCCCUACCUCUGACUGUAACACCCAGAUCCACACCUCAGUGCUGACUUCAGCUGUAAAUUUGUGGUUGGGGGCUGGUGUGGGUUUGUGGCGGGCCUGUUUGAGGUCUGCCUCUAACUUAUCAUCCAUUCGCAGCAAGAAUGGAUAUUUACAAAGCUUCUGACAAAUGCCGUGCAUCAGUGGAAUUUUUGGUCUGAAUUUAUUGGUUUCCAACCCAAAACUGACAGAGCGAUGUGAUGAGGUGAUGAUCUCGGUGUCCCACAGGUCAUAGCUGUGAACUUUCAAGGAUGCAAAUUUUAAGUGAAAUGCUGCCGUGGACCAGAACCACAUGCAUCGUUUCUAGCAGACUCCUCUCACAUGAAUCCUUGUCUGUAAAUACCACGGCUGUGAACAGACCUCAAACACGCCCCCUCCCUGUUUGCAGGGAGCCGCUCGGUCUUGCUCCUUCCGGCUGUUACCGGGACGACCCGUCUCUGGUGUGUGUUUGUUAGGGUGGAAGAGCUGCGGCGUGUGGAUGCACUGAAACUGUCCAGAACUAACUCUCAUUCGUGGUCAGUGUAUGUCUGUAGAACUGCUUCCACUUUGCACAAGCUCAGCAAACAUAGUCAAAGCUCCAAAAUGAAGCAGCCGCUCGCCACCGUAGUACGUGGAUGAUGUACAAACAUAUACAUAAACUUUGUGCUUUGAUAAUCUGUUGUUGCGUUGCAUUUGAACAGAUAGAUUGUGUUGCUGUUUUUAUGUCUGUAUUUAUGAAGAGAAAGGGCUGUGCAGACAGGAAAAGGAACCCUGAGCUCAGCUGUAGAAGAAAAAACGAUGUAAUGUUGUGUUCCUGAAUGUUUGGGUGCUCCGCUGCCUGUCCCAACAUGCUCAGCCUCAUUUUCUUUUGCCAUCUUGCUGUGAAUGUGCAUUAGCUUUGAAGUUGCGUCAGGUUGUGCUGAAUGAUCAGACUCAUGCUGGUCCCUGAACGCAUCGCCUUUCUACCUAAAAUGAAAGAAAUGCGAUGACCAGACUCGGCUCUGUUUGGCACGCUGGUUUCUGAUAGAAAGCCCUGCCCCUUAACACAGUUCAGGGUCAUGUGAAACAAAGGAACGCUGAGGUGUUCUCCACAAGUUCUGCCUCACUUCAUUAUGACUCCUCAUGUGUUCCUGGUGAUGAAAUGAGCUGUAAGGCUGACAUGCUGAGCCGUAAUCGCAGACCACAGACGUCUGUGAAAACAAAGCUGCAGCUCUGAUCAGAGCAAGCCGCCGUUCAUUUGCCACAUCCUGAUUUGUGAGGGCUCAGAGAGUCCAGCUUGGCAGCGUUAUGUCAUGAGCACAGGCUAUAUUCCUGAUGAUGAAGUGUGGACCCAGCCAAUCAUCUGCCGGCUGAGAAAAAACUCGACGUUGAAUUUUUUUCUUUUCGAAGCUGUUCUGUCAGAGAUGCUGCAGACUCGGUUCUGGAGUUCAGGACUGACACUCUCCAAUCGAUGAGCAGCUCGUGUCCCUUAUCUCCUCGCUUCAGCUGACUCUGCUCGCUGAGUUCUGCUCGUCUGCAAGCAGCAUGAGCUGCGGGAUCAGGCUCACCUGUGAUACACUUGUGUGUUGUGGACUUGAGUGUGUAACUCCAUUCAUCUGGAGUAUUUCUGAUCUUUGAAUUUCUUGUAAAUUUCUUGUUCGGCUGUGUUAGAAAAGUUUAUAUGAAGAAAGUAUGUAGAGUUUUACCUGUGAGAGCACCGUCUGCUCUCAGAGAGGUGGAGGAUGGCGCGCGCACGCGCGUGUGUGUUUUCGUUUAGGCGUCUGUGUGGAUAGAAGCAGGUUGUUGAGCGCGCUCAGUGAAACCCUCUUGAGCGAUUUGCCUAGCUUAGCACAAACCCUGGAAGCAGAGGGAAAGUGUUAGCAUAGCUCCACAGGAGGAAGUUUGCUGUGUGAAGACAUCAUCGGUGGGCGGCGCACACACGGCAUGCCAGGAGCUCGUUUGCGUUGCGAGGACUGCAGACCCAGCCAAUCAUCUGCCAGCUGCGACUCUCAGGACCAGUGCAGGCGAGUGGCAGGCAGGUGAUGUAUUAGACGGGUCUGUGUAUGUCCAGGAUUUAUCCAGCCGCAGAGCUGUCCAGCACCUCUUCAGGAGGGAUUUGCUCCAACGUUAGUGGGCGUGGUCUGUAGAGAGGGUGAACAGUUUAAGCUAGGCUCACAUCAACUUGUGAGCUAGGAGAGCUGAGAAAAAGAGGAUUUCACUGAAUCUACUGGAAUGUGUGUGUCUGAAGAAGCUGGACUUUUAUUUUGUAAGGUGCAUGUUUCCUGUAGCUUGCGGCAGGUGAGAGUUUGAGGCUGGGUCACCAAAUGUGCACUUUUUCAUUGCCGAACGCCUGUGAGGGCAGCUGGAGCUGAGCUUCGUUUGCUCGUGGUGUUUUGGCGCAGCCUUCCAGAAUGUACCAAUUCAUUGCCACCCACAGCAGACACCUGAUUGGCCGUUGCUGUGAUGAUGUAACUGCUGCUGCUACAGGUCAUUUGGGCUACCUGCCUUUGUGUUUUACUUUUGUUACAGUGCAUGCGGCUGAGAAGCAGCCAGGGUGUAGAAACGUGUGCUCACGUCUCAUCGACCAUUUCACAUGUCUGACGGUCCUGCGGCCGCCCGCAGCCUUUCUGUCCACAUAUCCGAAGCGUAACGCCUUCAUCAUGACGGGAUUUCUUUUAUCACCAUGUCACUUGUAAUAAACUGAUCUCAUGCAGAUGUCUUGGGCCUCUGUGGU
Messenger RNA from Oreochromis aureus, 8130 nucleotides. RefSeq names its product centrosomal protein of 170 kDa protein B (gene cep170bb). Gene Ontology annotation, molecular function: protein binding. The transcript has 19 exons. Lineage: Eukaryota; Metazoa; Chordata; Actinopteri; Cichliformes; Cichlidae. Bases 236 to 5359 code for a protein of 1707 amino acids. The record is from RefSeq and is a predicted model, not a curated record.